Rotaria socialis is the source of this 795-nucleotide messenger RNA. The record is from the annotation of a GenBank genome assembly. NCBI's taxonomy places the organism in Eukaryota, Metazoa, Rotifera, Eurotatoria, Philodinida, Philodinidae.
AUGUCAAAUUUAUUUAAACAAUUUCCAGAAAAUAAUUUACAAUUUUUAAUUCAAUCCGGUGCUAAAGGUUCAUCUGUAAAUGCAAUGCAAAUGUCUUGUUUACUUGGUCAACAAGAAUUAGAAGGUAAACGUCCACCAAUGAUCCCAAAUGGUCGAACUUUACCAGCAUUUCGUCCAUAUGAAUAUUCACUACGAUCAGGUGGUUUUGUUGAUGGAAGUUUUUUAAGUGAAGGUUUAGUUGUUAAUUAUGAUUUAAUAGUACGUUAUAGUGAUGGAAGUGUUAUACAAUUUCAAUAUGGUGAAGAUGUUUUAGCUGUUAAGAAAAUGUACUUAUUUAAAAGAACAAUAUUAUAUCCAUUUCUUAUUGCUAAUCAAUCAACAACAUUAGCUUUUCAUUUUGGUGGUCGUGGUGAAAUGAAUGUAACAUUAGGUGUUCCACGUCUUCGUCAAUUACUUAUGGUUGCUUCUCAAAAGGUAAAAACACCAACAAUGGAACUACCUAUUUUACAUAGUUCAUUAGCAUUACGCGUAAAGCAAAACGUUUACAACGUCGUUGCCAAAGAAAAAGCAAAUAGAAAUGAUGAAAAAGAAUAUGAUGAUGAUGACGAUAAUAAUAAUAAUAAUGAAGAAAAUGAAACUGAUGUUGAAGAAGCAAUACAAGAUAAUCAAGAUCAAAAUGAUCAAACAAAUACAUCGAAAAUCACUAUUAAAGAAGAUGUCAUUGAUGAUGAUGAUGAUGAUGAUGUUGAUGUUGAUGUACCAGGUAAUCUUAUUGAAAAUAAAUCAGAGAAAUAA